GGCUAUCUUCACAAGCUAUCCCAGUGUGACCGGAUUAUACAAGUGGUCCAAAACUUAACUGAUAGCCAAGAAAUAAUAGCAAGACUCAACUUUUAGGUCAGCAUGCGCACUAGCAAAUGGAAAAUGCAGCGUCUGAGCCUACAGCUCCUCAUGCCCUUAGGGACAGUGAUGUGGUAGCUGGUCUUCAUUUCCAAAGAGACUGCAGCAAGCCAACUAGGACUCAAAACGGCUGUUAAAGUGAUUGUCCAUAUCAGGAAUUGAAGAUGAGGAGCCCAGCAGGCUUCCUCCUUUGCUCGCUGCUGCUGGUGGCCCCCCAUUGCACAGAAGUGGCCACCCAGGAGCCCCAGCCUGACCCUAAGAUGCCAUGUGCCAACUGGAUGGGAGGAGCACCUGGCUACCCUGGCCACAACGGGCUUCCUGGCAGGGAUGGGAGAGACGGAAAUGAUGGACCAAAGGGAGAGAAAGGAGAACAAGGUAUGCAAGGCCCUAAAGGCGACCAAGGUGCUGUAGGAAUCCCAGGGCCGAGAGGAUUUCCUGGAACCCCAGGGAUGAUGGGACAGAAGGGCGAAGGUGCCUUCAUCUACCGCUCUGCCUUCAGCGUGGGCCUGAAGGAACGAGCCCCACACCCCAACGUCCCCAUCCGCUUCACCAAGAUCUACUACAAUGAGCAGAACCACUACGAUGCCAGCACCGGCAAGUUCCUCUGCAGCAUCCCGGGCACCUACUUCUUCGCCUACCACCUGACUGUCUACCUGACAGAUGUCAAGGUCAGCCUGUACAAGAAGGACAAGGCAGUGAUCUUCACCUACGACCAGUUCCAACAGAACAACGUUGACCAAGCCAGCGGCUCUGUCUUGCUGCACCUUAGCAGUGGGGACGAGGUCUGGCUUCAGGUGUAUGGGGAGGGGGAAAACAAUGGUGUCUACGCUGACAACAUCAAUGAUUCCACUUUCAUGGGCUUCCUCCUGUAUCCAGACCUGAGUGUCCAUUAAAGCAGGGUUGCUGCAUGGGAAAGGUUGAGGUGGCUUAAGCCCUGUCCUGGGGCACUGGCACUAUAGCUAUACUGUAUUUACCAGAAAAUUGCCUUUUGUGGGGGCAACAAUUGCCAAGGGUGGACCCUCUCUGCUGUGAGAUCAGUGAGGUUAUACAUGAGUGACUUCCAGGGGACCAAGAGUUCACCCCUACCUCUGCUCUUGCUGUCCCUGUGGAAACCUAGGCCCAAAGUCAAAUACCACUCCUGCCACACCAUGAAAGAGUAACUCUCAAGAUGCCUUAACCAUUUUUUAAAUAUAAAAAUGAUAAAAGAAAAAUUGGUUACAUUUAAAUAUCAUAUUCUAAAUUUCCCUUUUUAAACCACCUAAGUCCAUUUAAACCAAUGAUAUACAUUUUAGCCAGCAUUUUAAAAUUUGAGUAGAAGAGGGAGAAGACUAUUCACAAAAGCCAUCUCUGCUCUUGUUUUCAACUGGAACAGAUAGCUCCAUUUUUUCCAUUUUAACUCCCUGCCUUUCUAGGGCCUUUGAAUUCCACCUAUGGUUUGUUGUCUCCAAUAUUUAGCCCAGAUCUUUGAAUAUAUUCCAAUUACUGACUUUCAUUUAUUUUAUUACUUUGAUUUUCCUUUUAUGUUUAUCCCCUAUCAUUAUCUCUAAUGUAGGGCAGUAUGCUUAGUUAGGGCAGGGAUCUUCUCUCUUGAUUUAUCUGAAAAGCAUUAUGAAUGCCAGUGAAAUCAAACAACAAAAGCAGCCCAUUGACUGUGUGGCUUUGGGGGUCCCAACAGGAUCACAGAUGAGUUGGCUGCACAGCUGUGAUGCUCAGAAAUGCCAGCAGCUCCCCUGCAAACACUGUGCCUGACUAGGCAGCGUCAAGGCUCCUGGGCAGGUGGAUGUAUCCCUUCCUAUAUCACUCACCUGGUGUUGGAGGUGAUAGUACAAGUCCUUGUUCAGCCCAGAGGCUGACAGCAUGGGGCACACUAGCAGCAUCUUACAGUUUCCAUCUGCAAGCUGGCAGGAUCCUCUCCCAUCUCCCCUCUGAAUGGCUCCCAAGUGCACUUAGAAGUUGAGAUCCAGCAACUGUCUUUCUACUCUUCACACACUCUAAAUGUGUGCCAUAAGUGAUGGUUUGCACGCCAGCUGGGCAGAGCUUCAGGUAGUGGUGGGAUCUCCUGUGCUGAAUGGGCUCGUGGGAUGAAAACCUCCAGGAUCUGCCCCAGCUCUCAAAGUUACCUUCAUGGUAACUUUGGUACCUUAUUAAUGCUGGGAUUAGUAACAAUCUCAUCAAACUGCUCUUCAAGGAGCUCGCUUGACUUGUAGCUAAAAGAGGAUUUGAUGGUUUCUCAGAUACAUUCAAAGAAGACUGCCAUUAAGCUUCAGAACAAGCUAACACAGAUCAAAGCUAAUGUGUUAUUACAAGCACAAAUCAGCAUUAAGAGCUUCAACUGAAGUAACUUCCAACAGCAGCAUUUUCUACACUCCAGCAAAUUAUCACAUUACAAAUACUAUCAACAAUAAAAAUCUCUCUCAAUGAGAA
Messenger RNA from Apus apus (common swift), 2523 nucleotides. RefSeq names its product adiponectin, C1Q and collagen domain containing (gene ADIPOQ). The record is from RefSeq and is a predicted model, not a curated record. NCBI's taxonomy places the organism in Eukaryota, Metazoa, Chordata, Aves, Apodiformes, Apodidae. Bases 264 to 992 code for a protein of 242 amino acids. The transcript is spliced from 3 exons. Gene Ontology annotation, molecular function: protein binding.